CACUUUUGAUAAUCGAAACAUUCAUCUACGCCCACCAUCUCGUAUUGCGUGACCCGCCAAAGUUUUCACUAGGUACCUACCCGUUCGCGCGCAGUUAUGGAUGCUAUUAAAUUUCCGCCGAGACCCUCCGCAGCCACACCCACAAUCUCGGCCCUACAAGCUAAGCUUGUCAAUCAAAUCGACCAGGGAGACACAUAUAUUGAGCUGUACGCCACAGUCGUGGAGAUGGGUGAGGAGCUCGAAAGCCAGGACGUGGUUAACGCGCAUGAUAUGAUCACGGCGCUCAGGGAGGAUAAGGGAAGACAGAUGACCGUUCUCCUGCACACAAUUCCCAGACCUGUCCUACGCUCGAUAGUAAUGCGCAUGGUCGCCUACGACUUCUGGGAGAGAGACUCGGACAACCGCACGCUCUUGUACGACAAGGAGGGACCCGGCGCAUACAUUGUCACCCUCUCGAUCGUCGACCGUCGCGGCCACACUUGGUCUGUCAACGAGAAUAAGGAGUUGAUUAACCUCGUCGAAACGUACGCGCGCGCCAUCGAGACGUAUGAGAAACACUGUGAUACAUACGGUCACAGCCAGCUAUGCGUUGACGAACUAGCCGCCAUGCAAGUUGCGGCUAAUAUUGACAAGCAGUAUGAGAAACUUGACUUCUCGUCGCCCCCAGAUAGCCCAACUUCUAGCGUCGAGUACAGAAGCAAUUCGGAUGUCUCAGGCAUUCCGGACUGGUGGUCGAUGCCGAGAUUCGUGAGCAGCAGCGAGACGAACAAGUCAUGGUCCGUACGCCAUUUGGUCUCUAUGCUGCGCAAGCGCAACAUCGCCGGCGUAGACCAGAACGAGCCGUCUAAGCAGAGCGUCUGCAUGGUAGGGAGCGCGGACGACUUCGAGAAACACAUACAGAAAUACCGCCUCAUCUCGGCCCUAAGGAACACCACGCACUGCUGGGGUCUUCUGGUUUCGUGCCUCAAGUACGCGAAUUUAGAGCCUCAGGAGACUAUCAUCCCUGUAUGCAAGGCGUGGAAGAUCGAGCACAUAAACAUGGCAGAGAUACUCGUGACCGUCCUGGCAGGGUCUCUUAUAUCCGUGGGCGGUUUGGAUAUAAAACAGCCCGGGACUAAGUCCGAGAAGAAUCCGCCUAGCGACAGGGUCUUCGAGAGUUGUCGCCGUCAUGUCUGUGGCGCAAAGCCUUGGUUUGAGGAGAACAUGGCUCAUAGCAAUCCACCUAUGAAGAGGCUCAUAGACGCCGAACGAGAGCUGGAGAGCAUGGACCAUAAUGCACUUCAAGAGAGCGUAGCCGAAGUUAAACGGCUAGACCAAGAGCUAACAGAGAAGCUCGCCAAGCUAGAGGCUAUUGAAAAGCACCAGGAGGAGGAUCAGAAGGUACUAGGUGAGGCAGAAGAAAUUGUCCGGUUCUGUACCGAUAAUCCUGAUGUUAUCGAUGCCCUAUCCUUUUUCUCUUAA
Messenger RNA from Daldinia loculata, 1461 nucleotides. RefSeq lists its product as uncharacterized. The record is from RefSeq and is a predicted model, not a curated record. The transcript has a single exon. The coding region runs from base 97 to 1461 and encodes 454 amino acids. NCBI's taxonomy places the organism in Eukaryota, Fungi, Ascomycota, Sordariomycetes, Xylariales, Hypoxylaceae.